UUGUCGUGCGCGUGAUUACCACGUGAGUCAUUGGGAGCGCGAUCGAAGAAAGAGCAGCCAAGAUGCACUGUGUAAAGGUUCUUUUAGCGUUUGUCGUAUGUCUAGGAACCACGCGGGGCCUGUACUUUCACAUAUCCGAGACAGAGGUGAAAUGCUUCAUCGAGGAAGUGCCCGCGGAGACGAUGAUUGUCGGAAAGUACAAAACUCAGUUGUUCGAAGAGGGGAGGCAAAUGUGGCUACCGUCAAGUCCUGGAAUAGGAAUGCAUGUCGAGGUAAAGAACCCGUUUGGCAAGGUGAUGCUGUCUCGCCACUACUCUGCCGAAGGUCGGUUCACGUUCACAUCACACGACUCGGGAGAGCACACCAUCUGUAUUGGCACCAACACUACUCGGUGGUUUGGCGGCAACAAACUGCGAGUACAUCUAGACAUACAAAUAGGAGAGCAGGCAGUCAAUUACCCAGAGGUGGCUGCUAGGGAGAAGCUCGGUGAACUCCAGCUGAGAAUUAGGCAACUCUUGGACCAGAUAGAGCAGAUCACAAAGGAGCAGGUCUACCAGAGGCAACGUGAGGAGCGUUUCCGGCUGGUCAGCGACAGCACGAACGCUCGGGUGUUGUGGUGGUCUCUGGGGCAGACCAUCAUCCUCAUCCUCAUGGGCAUAUGGCAGAUGAGGCAUCUCAAGAGCUUCUUCGAGGCCAAGAAACUCGUCUAGAUCUCUGCCUCUCUUGUCUCAUGUGUACUAAUAUUGUGGUGCUCCAAUCAUGAAAAUGCACACGGUAUAGACACUUGCACCACCUUAUUGUACAGGUCUUUUCAUUCUCGAACAAACAUAAUAUACAGAGGUGGUUUCAUUGACGUAUUUUGCGUGUCAAUUCGUUGUGAAUUAUAGGGUAAUGCAAGAGACAUGCUUUGAACUCCCACAAAUUUUGUAAAAUUAUUUAUGAUCUGACAGUUGCGAUAAAGUUUACAGUCUGUACACACAUAGGAUGGAGGCUAGGUAAUGCAAUUUGGCUACUUACUACCUAGUUUUUCGAGUCGGUUGAUUAUGAAGUUUGUAGUAUCUAGAAAUCGUUCCACGCAGUUUACUAGACAUCUCUCGCUUCGACCGUCCAUUGUGGUGCCCAGCUUGUCCAUGCACUUGUCCCAGCAGAUGUCGGUGAAGGUGUGGACGCGGACGUUCAUCUGGGCUUUCUGAGACUCCAGCUGUAGGAACCGCUGCAUCUCUGGGUCUACGUCCGACUGCCCUCCCCCACUACCGCCACCGCCGAAAGACGACAUCUCUUAGAAAGGGUUGGUAAAGAGGUAUGAUGAACUCAAGCUGGGUCGUCGUCCCGCCGCCGGCCACGGCUGUUUCACGUAGGACAUUUAGCGCUAAUUUAGAACAUUACGGUAUUACCGUUACCUUAGUUACGGGGCUCGC
Geodia barretti is the source of this 1418-nucleotide messenger RNA. Lineage: Eukaryota; Metazoa; Porifera; Demospongiae; Tetractinellida; Geodiidae. The record is from the annotation of a GenBank genome assembly.